ACUGCACCGCUCCGGCUUGUGGGCUUGCUGUCAUUAAUGUCAAAGAAAAAUAAGCAAGCAAACUGUUCUAACACCAAUAAAUUGCGUUUUCUGUAAAAAUUAUAAGAUAAAACUAGGGAGUUAAAUAAUUAUUUGAUAUGAGUGACCAUCUAUAAACCUUGUCACUGUGUUACACUGGCCAUUAGUGUAACUAUUUGGUGUUCUAACUGUGUGUGUGCAUAAACAGUUAUAAUGGCAAAAGCACAAAUAAAUACGAAAUCUAGCAAUUAUAUUAAAGACAGGGAGAGUUUUAUGAAGGAGUUGAAGCAAUUCAACGAGAGUAAAAAUCUACCAACAAAAGUUCCGAUUGUAAAUGGCAUAGAAUUAGAUUUGUACUUGUUUUAUACAUUAGUACAACAGCGAGGAGGACUUGGGAAGGUAAAUCAAAAUGACACUUGGGAAUCAUUCCUGCGACCUCUGCGGUUACCACAUCCAUGCAUCAAUGGUUCCACACUUCUCAGACGGAUAUAUGGAACCUAUUUGGAGAAAUACGAAAGAGCAAAAGGUCCACCAGGCAGAGAUGACGACAAUGACAUGGACGAGGAUCCUCGACGCGGUCGCGGCGCCAUGCCACGCAUAUCCUUUGCUGGGGGUACGUACAUAUCAGCAUCAGGUGAGGCGUUACGGACGGGGUCGCGCGUGGCAGCUGCGUCGGAGCGAUUGGCCCUCUCUCUCCUAUCUCCGAUGCCCAACGAGCAAGAUUUCGCCGUCAACGUGUGCACGGUAUUGGCUGCCGACCAUUCGAAUAGACUGCCUCUGAGUUCUACACCGCAUAUCCUGGACUUCUUAUUGGCUCAUGCUGGCGUUUAUAAUCAUUCGAGUCUCCGUGAUACAAUCGGCCGUUCAUACUACGAGGCUCGAGGAAGAUAUCCAGACGACUUCUGGCGUUUGAAAGCUGGUGGUGGCGGGGUGAAGGAACUGGCAGACGAGACCAAGUUCAUGCAGCCAGGAGUUGAGCUUCCAGAGCUGAUCGUUCAGGCCAGGGCAGCGUACAAUACUCUCACUGAUUGCCUGCUGAGUGGGCCUGAAGAAGAAGAACCGGUCGUUGAGAAGGUCUAUGAUGAUGUUAGCGGUGACGUACUCGAAGACUGGAUGGCGGAUCCAUCAGAAGAUGACCUCCUCUUCGCGCCGGAGUUGCCGGGAGGUGCCUCGUGUGUGUACACUCAGAGAGUGUUACAGAUUGCCUCCAUUGUGAGGUCGUUGUCCUUCCACGAUGAAAAUGUUCAAUAUCUUGCUAAGAAUACUACUCUUCUUAGGUUCCUCUUGCUGUGUGCUAACAGUUGGGUUGGUUCCCUACGUCAGUCCGGACUGGACACACUCGGAAAUGUAUCUACAGAACUUAUUAUUAAGGACCCGGCAACGUGUCUAAUAACCCGGCACGUGCUAUCCACCAUCCAGUCGGCGCUAGUGUCGCAGGACCGGGCGCGGGUACUGGCCGCGCUGGAGUUGCUCAACAAACUCGCGCAGAAUGAACUCAAUGAAGAUGCCUUAUUGAAGUCUUUGGAGGCAAAGGUGUACGCGGACGUAUGCGCGCUGCUGAGCCUGCGCGACAUAAUGGUGCUGGUCUGUACGCUGGAGUGCGUGUACGCGCUCACGUCGCUGGGGGACCGCGCCAGCGAGGCCGUGGCCAGGGUACCUGGGCUUAUACAUACGUUGGUCUCUCUCGUUACUGUCGAGGCCCAAAGCUACGGUCCCCGCGCGUGUAUAUUGAUGCGCGUGGUGGAGACGGUGAGCGGCCCCAGCGCGCUACAGGCGCAGCAGCCCGCGCAACAUGCGCAGCAACACGCGCCGCAACAUGCGCAACUUGCGCAACACACGGCACAUGCGCAACCUGACCAACAUGACCGCUCGCCGCAACUACACCAUACGAGCCAAACCCCCACGAAGUCCAGUGACGCGGGCGGGGCUGCGUCCCUGGCGCCGGUGUCGAGCCUGCAGCAGUCGCACCUGCAGCAGCGCACCGUGCAGGAGAACGAGCACUUCGCCCAAGCGUGGCUGCGGUCCGCGUACGAAGUGCUCCCGGCGGGGGACAACAGCGCGGUGGAGGCGGGGGACGUGUACCGCCACUACCUCGCCACCUGCACCAAGCUGGGCCGCAAGGGACUCAUCGCGCCCGCGCACUUCCCCCGGCUCGUAAGGACGGUGUUCGGUGGCACAGUGGGUCCCAACACAGUGACAUUGUCUACUGGCGAGACCCAACAAGUGUAUAUAGGCAUCAGGUCGAGGGCGUUACAGAAUAGGCCCAACCCUCCAGCAGGACCGUCAUCGCCCAUACUGAAGGCUCAGCUAACAAAUAAGGCAGCGGCUGAAGCGAAACCCGCCGUAUCUCAACCGCAAACGCAGCCACAAGCACCGCCCACCACCACGCACCCCCACCUGUCUCAGGCGUUGGAGUCGACCCCCUCCAACACUACGCUCAUCAAACAUUUGCUCGCGCACAAAGUAAGCCCCGCCCUGCAACCACAGCAAGUGGCGCAAAGACAACAGAGUCAACAGCGAGCGCCCGCAGCCACCCCAACUACAGUUGUAGUACAGAAUAAUCAGCAGCAGGUAAUGGACGUGGACCCGGAAGCUUUGAUCAAGUGUACGACGAUAACACCCGGCGGUGUUGCCAGUAGUACGCCCACAGAUAAGGUACAUGUUCCAGUAGAAGAACCCAUAGUGCCCAAAGAAGAACCGGUACAAAUUCAAAUCGACGAACAAACACAAUUGACUAUUAAAUCAGCCCAAAACAAGAUGCUAGCGGACUUACUAAAGAAAAACUCCAACCCUCCACUACAAGUUGUUCAAAUGGGCCCCCAAAUCAACGCGCCAACCAUUCAAAUAACGGAAACAGGCCAAAUCGUCCAAGUCAAAUCGGACCCGACACCAGUCAUUCAAAUAAACGACUCGGGCCUUGUAGCACCUGGAAACCAGUACUUUCAAAUUAAGAACGAACAGGGGCAACUGAUUCAAAUAAAGAAUGAACAGGGCCAAAUCAUUCAGUUGAAAAGUGACCAAUUACAAGCUCCCAUUUUGCAGUAUAAGAAUGAACAGGGGCAACUCGUUCAGGUCAAGACUGAACCCCAGGUACAGAUGAAGACUGAGAAGGAGGAGGUUCCUCCUGAUCAUUCGUAUACUGAGCCGCCGGCUAAGAAAACUAAGGUGGAGGAAAAGGCCCCGCCGCCGCAAGAGAGCGUAUCAAAGACUGCGGCGAACCUGUAUGCUGCUCUCGCUGCCUCGGCUUUGGAAGAUGAAGAGGAUUUGCGACCACAUGGAUUGUUAUUGGGAGCACUGCGAGCCAAGGUUUCGCUCCCGCCGAAACAGGAUCCCGUGGAAAUCAUUCAGCCCUCAGUACUGGUGUCGGCGGCCGGUGAUAGUUCUGUUAUUAUACAAGAACCUAUUCUUCAGGUUCAGCCGCCGCCACUGACGGUACAACAGCCUACAAUGCAAGUACAUCAGCCUACAUUGCAGGUGCAACAACCUACGCUGCAGGUCCAGGCUCCGACUUUACAGCAGACGAUACAAGUGCAGCAGCCGAUGCUGCAGGUACAGCCGAUGGAUGUCCAGAACAUCAUCGCAUCACAGGCUGGCCAACUCAUCUUACAAGAGAAAUCUAUAUCUUCCCAGCCGACACAGUUUGUGCAGCAACCUAUGCAGAUUAUUGCUACACCUAGCAACGCUCAAGGUGGCAUAAGCUACAUAGCACAGAACAUUCCCGGGAAUAUGAUGCAGAAAACUAUUAUUAUAGUACAAGGACCGACUGGCGGGGGGCCUCUUACUUUAACGGUGAACAACCCAGGCGGCCUGGACGAGGCGACGCUUAACAGCCUUAUUACGCAGGCAACAGAGGCGAUAACGCAACAGCAAAUUAUACAGAACUCGGGUGUGAUACAGUCUACACAAAGGGUGUUGAGUCAGCCUACGUUAGUGAGUACUUCGCAGGCGAUCACAAUGGUGAAGAGCGUCCUCGCACAGAAUACACCUCAGAUCACUCCUAGUCAGCAGCCAAUAAUAACGAAUCAGCCGCAGCCGCACAAGGCACAGAUCAUCAAUCCGCAACAGACGCAACAAAUAGUUGUUACUCAGAAACAACCGCCGGCGCUUAUCAGUACUUCUAGUAGCAGUCAGAUUGUUACUAGUACGGCGCAGAUUAUACAAGGUAACCAACAACUACUACAAGGCAGCCAGCAGAUAAUAGCAGUGUCGAAUACACAGCCGAUCAUAAUGAACACUCCUAUGAAGACGAACGUGCACAGAGUGGUACAACAGCCGCAGCGGAGUCCCGUAGUCACCAGCGUGCAAAGCAACCAGGUGUCCGUCGUCAGUGAAGCGAAGACUAGUGUUAUACAGAGCCCGAAGACAGCGACUCAGCCUGUAAUGAGGCAGGUGAUCCGACAGCCUGUCAUGGUCGGUAACACUAAAAUUGGAGACAAAGAACUCAUUGUGAACCAACCUGUGACUGAGCCUCCAAAGCCGCCUACACCGAAGCCGUCCCCCACCCCGCCGCCCGCGCCGGCGCCGCAACCCACUCAGGCCACGAGUCCACAAGAUGAAACGCCUUGGAUAUGUCAUUGGAGAGGUUGUGGGAAAACAUUCUCGAACGCGACGCAAGUAUUCUUCCACGCGGCGCGCACGCACUGCCCCACGUCUGCGGACGGCGAGGCGCCCUGCAUGUGGCUCGACUGCGACAGGGUGCCACGGAAGACAUUCGCGCUACUCAACCAUCUCACUGACAAACAUUGCUCCAUGCAGGCAUUAACAGCGGUGUACUACUCGCGUCGCCACGCGGCGGGCGAGGCGGGCGACGGCAAGGCGGUGUCGCUGAACUACCCGCCCAACGCCGCGCUCGCCGCGCUCAACAAGCACGCCGCCGACAUGUUCAACCCCAGGGAACUCAUGCACAGGGCAGAACUCGGUCGCACGCCGGAACAACUGGAUGAAAACGAGGGUCCAGUCACGAAGAGCAUACGGUUGACUGCAGCGCUCAUAUUGAGGAAUAUUGUUAUCUAUUCUAAUACUGGACGGAGACAACUGCGCUCCUACGAAGCUCAUCUAGCGACAAUCGCGCUCAGCAGCGUGGAGGCUUCCCGAACGAUCGCCCAAGUUCUAUACGACAUGAACAAUAUUUGAGAAUCACUAUCCGGCCUUCGAGCCCACGACUAACUACGUGCUAACUGUACAUAGCAGUGUAGAAAUGUGUAGAGGAAGGAAUCAUAAAAAUAAUUAUUAACUUUGUCCGAUUAUAUUAUUACUUAUUGUUCGUUUUUAGCGAACAUUUUUUCUGUAAUUGUUGGUCUAUAAUCAAGGCGCGGUAUGCAAACGUUUUUCAUUUUAAUCUAGCCGAUUCUAUUUAUUGGUAAGCUAGAUGUGUUUUUAGUGCCUUCUCACAAGUUCAGGUUAUGGAGUAUUCAGCGGUAAAUCUAUGUAGGAUGUUAGACCAUGCUGGUUCGUGUUAAACCUAACUUCAUGGCAAUACAGUACACUCUCCGCAAACGUGCACACACAAGCCAACUGUAUACAACUAACAUCAGGGCGCUUACUCUUGAAACCAAUGUCAAUUUUAUAACUAUCGUGAGACAUACUAAAUUAGCUAAAAAUCUCAGUUUACUCACGUAAAUUAAUGGAGAAAAGCUCAUCAGCGUGCGCAGCCGCGGCGACUUCAAGCAGCCUACUCAGAUACGCAACUACACAGCCUACUCUGUAAUUCGAAACUAGUAGAGCUUUUUUCGAUUAGUUUAAGUGAGUAAACCGCGAUUAACCUAUCUCAAUGUCAAUGCCGUUUCAAUCCAAUAAAAUCUUAAUAAUUAUUCAAUGUCAAAACUAUACAACUCCAAUAAAAUUGUAAUUGUUAAAAUAGCAUUCAGAGUAUGGAUUAUAAAACCAAACUCAAUUUAGUUCAUUCAAUAUCCAUGCAAUACGGAUGCAAUGGGCGCUAGUGUUGCAAUUCAAGAGUAUGAUAUUAGUGUCGAUCGAAAUUGGAUUCAAGAGUACGCCCCCUGAUUUUAUAUUGAGAUCGGAUUCAUUUCGAGCGCUUGAACGAUUCAUACUUAUAGAUCAAUCAGACUUUAUGACAUUUUAAACUAUUUAGUAGUCAAGUUACAAACACAUUUGAAUUACAAUUGAGGAUCUGAAUAGCAAUACAUACAAUUUUGAUUUAAAAAUAUAUAAUUAAGUAGUGACAUUAAAAAUUAUAAUCCAUAUGCAUAGAACUGACAACUAAGAUUAAUUUAAUAAAUAAAUAUGACAGCUCUUUGUAAUAUAAUAUUCGUUUUAUCUACGUAAUAAUUCUCGAAGUAUUGGGAUUUUGUUAUCUACAUACAUACUUAACACAAAGGCAUGUUAUCGGACUAUUGUGACGAUAAAACAUUGAGUUCUUAUCGUGUAGGAGUAAAAGCAAUAAAGUCAUGUUUCUGCCUUUUAUAAUCAAGUUCCUUUACGUACCUAUUGCUGAAGCUAUUUUUAGUAAAACAUGGAUAUUAUAACAUUGUUUUGUUCUCAAAACUGAUGGUCGCAGGCGCCUUUUAAAUACGAGAAUAAACAUUAAUUUUGUGGCAAUUAGUACAUUAAAAAUAUACAUAGUUUUGAUUUAAGAAAUUUGUUAUUAUGUUCUUAGUUAAGUGAUUGUUUCAAACAAAGGAAUUAUGUGUUUAUAUGAUGUAGCGGUUUUGUAACUUCUUAUUCACUUUGCUAGACAUUUUACAAACUAAAAUUUUGCCCUUAGUACGAGUUUGUUUUUCGUUUAAAGUGCGCGUCAAGCACUCUGAUUGGUCGGCUCCAAUAGACCAACCAAUCAGAGCGCCGAACGCGCUCUCGUUUCGUUUUCGUUUAACGAAAAGCAAACUUGUACUAAGGGCACUGUUUCCAUGCCCGCUAUAGGUUAUAUUUCAAUGGAUUCUUAGAAACCAUUGCGUGUACUAAAUUUUUGUAAAAAUAUCUCAACUGUACAAUACCAUUUAGAUUAAAAUUAGGUUUAAAGUGAUAUAAGUAUUAUUUUUGCAAGUCGGCGUGAUUGGUUGAGAGUAAUUUAACAUGGGAGACUGUACAAUGUCACUGAAUCGAUGUAAGUGCAACGGAAAAUAAAAUAAUUUUAGAUA
Messenger RNA from Spodoptera frugiperda (fall armyworm), 7115 nucleotides. It is a transcript of the gene Bap170, whose product is annotated as AT-rich interactive domain-containing protein 2. The record is from RefSeq and is a predicted model, not a curated record. Bases 232 to 5151 code for a protein of 1639 amino acids. Lineage: Eukaryota; Metazoa; Arthropoda; Insecta; Lepidoptera; Noctuidae. Gene Ontology annotation, molecular function: DNA binding. Gene Ontology annotation, biological process: regulation of DNA-templated transcription. The transcript is spliced from 39 exons. Gene Ontology annotation, cellular component: SWI/SNF superfamily-type complex.